Oryzias latipes (Japanese medaka) is the source of this 1476-nucleotide messenger RNA. NCBI's taxonomy places the organism in Eukaryota, Metazoa, Chordata, Actinopteri, Beloniformes, Adrianichthyidae. The record is from RefSeq and is a predicted model, not a curated record.
AAGAGAAAGAGAAACAGGAAGGUUUCACAUCUUUAGAAAACAAGAACUGAGUUUGAGUCCACGUUUUGAGAUUUCUUGACCAGUUCAUUCAAAAUGUCACACGGCGAAGAAUUUCAGCAGACGGCCGUUUCAAUUGAAGAAUUAAAUAACGUCACAGAGAACAUUCUGCAGCAAAAUGACACUUUGAGCAAACAUCUGGAGAACAUUUGCAAGAGUUUGCGGAAAAGGAAAGAUUUGGACGCUUCAUGCAAGGAAUUGAAAAAGACACGGAAAGCUGCUAUGGAGGAAAACAGAAAACAGGUGAAGCAGCUGGAGAGUCUUAGAGUGGACGUGGAAAAGCAGAUCCACGUGGAAAAUGUGUGUGAAAAAGAGAGGACUAGAACAUCUCAGGCCUUGGAAAGUAACCAAGACCUGAAAACAUUAAUAGCCUCUCUUCAAACCAGACUUCAGCAGCUGAAAGAAAUGGAACAAGAAAUUUCUGGCGUGAAAGCUGAACGUAAACUUCUGGAACGGGAGAAGAGAGAUCUGCAAUCCCAACUGAAGAAACUCCAGAAGAAGACCGCCCACAAAGCACACCUGGAACCGGAUUUGAGAAAUGAAUUUAAUGAAUUCCAGGCUUUAAAACAACAAACUGAAGAACUGAGGCAAAACCUUCAGGAGUUGCAAGAACAAAAUGAGGAACAAAAGAAGAUGGCAGACAACUAUCCUAGCAUGAUAGAAGAUAGGCGACGUCUCACAGAUCUGAGGGCUCAACUGGAAAGAGAGAUCUUUGAUCAGAGACAGCAGCAGGAGGAAACACGUCAGAUGAUUGCUCGACGUGAGGAGGAAAGAAGAGAACUGGAAUUGCUCAGAGAACAAACAAAUGCCUUCACAGCAGAGAAACAUGCACUGGCAGAUGAACUGCAACACCGUGAAGCGUUGGAGUCUGAAUAUAAGGAGCUGCAAGCACAAACUAAUGACUUGAUGACAACAUUCCUCCCCCUGAACACAGAAGUUGCCGAGCUGCAGCUCAAGGUUUCAAACAUGGAUGAGGUGCAGGAAAAACUGAAUGUUGAAAAGGAGAAAAAUGUAAAGGCAGAGAACGAGGUUGAAAAACUAAAACAGCAGCAAAAGGAACUUUGUGAAGUGGCUGUGCAAUACAACAAGUUACUAAGCAAACUGGAACCUCUUCGACAGAAAACAAAGGAGCUCAAAGACGAAAAAACCAUGCUGACUGAUCUUCUCAAACACCGUCAAACAUUGGAGACUGAAUACAAUGAGAUAAAAGCAGAAGCUCGCGAGGCAGAAGCUUACAACUGUCAAGCUCUUGAGGAGAUUGAUUUUCUGAAGGGGAAACUUUCAGAGCUAGAAGAUGAGGAGACAAGAAUUUUAAAACUGCUUAGGGAGCAGCCCAGCCAGAUGGAGAAGCUGGAGGAGCUCACCGAGGAACUGGCCGAGACCACCGAGGAGCUGAAGGUGAAGCACUGGAAGAUGUAG